AUGUCACUCACUAAUGACGAGCGAAGAGUAGCGACAGAGAAAGAAGAAAGGGGAAUGUUGGUGGGUCAGCCAUGGAUGGGUCCUGUGUGUGAAGCCAGAUCACCAUAUGUGGAGGUGGAAGAUGGAGGUGCUGGGAGAGAGGGAGAGACUUGGAGCUACAUCUGCAGCCCAGCACUGUUCUUUUGGACAAAAUACGCGACAACAAGUUUUUCCUGGCAUUCUAAUCUCAUAAACUAUGAACGCAAUAAAGGAGCAUACAAGGAAUCAAUCCUUUAUAUAGGCCAAGACUUAGCAAGGAGUAUCAAGUUUAACCACCUCACUUACAGGUUAUCAGCUUGA
This is a messenger RNA of Ilex paraguariensis (yerba mate), 339 nucleotides long. The record is from the annotation of a GenBank genome assembly. Lineage: Eukaryota; Viridiplantae; Streptophyta; Magnoliopsida; Aquifoliales; Aquifoliaceae.